Molecule: messenger RNA, 1637 nt
Organism: Lampris incognitus (smalleye Pacific opah)
Lineage: Eukaryota; Metazoa; Chordata; Actinopteri; Lampriformes; Lampridae
Gene: ttc32
Product: tetratricopeptide repeat domain 32
Exons: 3
Coding region: 233-643 (136 amino acids)
Molecular function (GO): protein binding
Source: RefSeq, a predicted model, not a curated record
GUUUUGUUUUUUUUAAAUCAAGACUUCAAACGUACAAACACGUCAAACAAAGCCAGUAUACUCUAAAACAGCAGAGUGGGCUAAGAACAGUAGUAGUAGAAGAAGAAGAAGAAGAAGAAGAAGAAGAAGAAGAAGAAGAAAAAGAAAACGAAGAAGCAGCAGAAGAAGAAAAAGAAGAAGAAGAAGUUUCGUUACUUCCGCACAUGAAGAGAUGGCUAACUAAACUCACACCAUGGAGGAGGAUAGUUCCCAAAUACUUAACCAUGCUCACGACCAGUUCACAAAACACAAUUUCAGAAGCGCCGAAGAACUUUAUACACACUUUAUCACUUCCUGUUUACGUACAAGAGGAUGUGACGCCAAAAGCCUGGCUACUGCUCUCAACAACCGCGGGCAAAUAAAGUACCUUAGGGUGGAUUUUCGUGAAGCAAUAGAGGACUACACUUCAGCAAUAGAUGCCGAUUCCCAGUUUGAGAUCCCAUUCUACAACAGAGGGCUCAUUCACUAUAGAUUAGGUUUUUUUGAAGACGCGAUUAGUGACUUCAAGCAGGCACUAAAGCUCAACCCAGAUUUCGAAGAUGCCAGAAUAAGCCUCCAACAGACUCACCUCGACCAACAGCACAGGAUCAGUAGAGGAUACUGACAGCUUCACAGACUGUUGUGCAUUUCAUCUUCUCGUGUAGUUGCUGAGAAAGAAACUCCUAGAGAAAUUUGGCACAUAGUGGAUGAAAGGCCACUAAGUGCCAAAUUGAAGACCGCAUAAAGUGGUCUAUGUGUUAACUUGGAUUAUUGUAGUAAAGUAUUUGCGAUAUUCACAACUCCAGGUGGCCAUAAUUGAUACCCAGUUGGACAUGGUUGACAUUAUUAUCAUCAAGGUGAAGAACCAUUUUUGCAGAAGGCAACUAACUCUGAGAUCUAGAAUUAUGACAGCUAUAAAAGUAUGCAUACAACAUACAGCAGUGUGCACAAGCAACAACACAAUUCAAAAUCAAACUAUUUCUGUGAAUAUAACGUCAUGAAUUGACUACCGGAAUGCACAAAGGGCAGCAUCCCACAGGAUCAGUGGUCAAACUUGAAUGUUUGUUUGUUCCCUAAGUUGAGAUCUUUAUCAUAUUUACCUCAGGAUCCGGUUUUCUCCAGAAUUAAAUGGCCUCAUUAAUGGAGCUAAAUUAAUGAAUAACAUUCUAGGUGCACAGUGCAUGUCUAUUUUAACAUAGGAGGUGCAGUGAUAAGUAAGGGCUUUUCAGUUGAUAAUAAAUGUCAGCGCUACAUGAAAAUGUCCAAAUCAUGAAGACGUUGGGAGGAAGUAUAAGACAUUUAAAUAUAAUAUUAAAAAUAAUAUAGAAAAUAAACAACAUGAAAUGCUGGUUUGCAGUGUCCAGUCUCAACUGCAAAAAAAGAAAAAAAGUUAUAUUGCCAAGUGCUUGGUACUUUUAUGUUGCAUAGAGAAGUUAUUCAUCAAGUAGUACUUUGCAAGAUUAAAUUGUCUACAGUGAAUGGCAAUACAAGCUUGCAGAUAGCAGUCUGCUUGAAAAAAAUUAUCACAAUCUGCUCUGUUGCUCAUUUCUCAAAGUUUUUUUUCAUUUGUGUGUAUGUGGAAUUGCAACAUAAAUGUAAAAUAAAAUAUUUUUAUUAUG